This is a messenger RNA of Momordica charantia (bitter melon), 357 nucleotides long. Lineage: Eukaryota; Viridiplantae; Streptophyta; Magnoliopsida; Cucurbitales; Cucurbitaceae. The record is from RefSeq and is a predicted model, not a curated record.
AUGAAGCUGUUCGGUUUUUCAGUGACGGCUGGAGCUGGUGAGGGAAACGUGCGAGACGCGGCUGCGGCACGUGCGAACAAGGACGAGAAGAGAUUUGAGUGCCAGUUCUGCGGCCGCGACUUCGCCAACUCCCAAGCCCUCGGCGGCCACCAAAACGCCCACAAGCGCGAGCGCCACCUCGCCAAACAACUCCGCUUCGACUCCAAUAACCACCGCCGCCAACAAAACAAACACCCACGUUUUCUCUCCUCCACCCUCCCGCCCGCCGCCCCGCCGCCGCUCGCCGACGAAAUGUACGGAGAUAACGGCGUUGAUCUCCACCUCACUUUGGCACCCUCCUCCGGGAUCUUCUGUUAA